ACCACAGGGUUUGAUGAAUCAAACCCUUUGUCUGGGUGGGAUCUCCCCCAGCCAGCUGGGCAGAGAGAGGGCUUCCCCUGCCGGAGCAGGCAGGCAGCAUCAGCAGCAGGCUUCGGUCUCUGCUGAAGAGGCCCCGGAGGGUGGCAGAGCAAAGGAGGAAUGGACUGUGGGCCACCUGCAACCCUCCAGCCUCACCUGGCUGGACCACCUGGCACUGCCCACCGCCCAGUAGCCGUGUGCCAGCAGGAAAGCCUGUCCUUUGUGGGACUGCCCACCCUGCAUCCUCCAAGUACAGUGUGCGUGGACCUUUUCCCCAUUGCUCCAGAGGAGCUACGGGCUCCUGGUAGCCGUUGGUCCCUGGCGACCCCUGCCCCUCUCCAAGGACUGUUAUGGCCGCCAUCCCCAGGAGGCCCAGAUACCCAUGUCUCCACCAGCGGAGGAAUGAGACCCAGCAGGGCUGGCAGCUGGCCCCACUGCCCUGGUGCCCAGCCCCCAACUCUGGUGGGACCCUGGAGCUCUCAACACAUGCAGCCCCAGCGCAGGGCCAGCCAUGGUGGCUCAGAGAAGAAGUCAGCCUGGCGCAAGAUGCAGGUGUAUCAUAAUGAAGAGGCCACUGGUGGCACGGAGACCCCCAGUCUGGAGACUGGCCAGACUGCACAAGAGCAGGCUCUGUGUGCGGAGGAGCCCAAGCCACAGGAGUUUUCAGGAAACACCAGAGGGGGCCUUGAGGCUCAGGAGCGAAGGCGCUUCUCAGCCUCUGAACUGAUGACAAGGCUGCACUCAUCUCUGCGCCUGGGGCGCACGGCCACCAGGGCUCUGACUUCAGGGUCAGGUGCUGGAAUCACCCGGGAAGGGAAACUGCCUGUGAGGGAAUCUCGAAGAGCAGAGAUGAGGGUGGACAGCGUGUCGCUGUCAGCCCCUGUCGACCCAAAUGAGGUUCACGGUGGUCUACUGGAACCCAGGCUGGACACGCACGAAAAGACCUCUCAGGAUGCCAGCAGCGCCACCGAGAGGCGCCAGUCCCGCUUCCUCCUUAACUGUAGGUGCAGAGUCCCUGCGAGGGGAUCAGGGGGGAUGGGCCUGGGUGUUGGGAUCUGGGAAGACUGUUUUGAGGGAGUUGGGAGCGGCGUCCUGGCCACGCUGAGCCUGCGCGACUGCAAACUGCAGGAGGCCAAAUUUGAGCUGAUCACCUCGGAGGCCUCCUACAUCCAUAGCCUGUCUGUGGCCGUGGGUCACUUCUUAGGCUCCGUGGAGCUGAGCGAGUGUCUGGGGACUCAGGACAAGCAAUGGCUAUUUUCCAAACUGCCCGAAGUCAAGAGCACCAGCGAGAGGUUUCUUCACGAUCUGGAACAACGUCUAGAGGCCGACGUGCUGCGCUUCAGCGUGUGCGACGUUGUUCUGCACCAUUGCCCUGCCUUCCGCCGGGUCUACCUGCCCUACGUCACCAACCAGGCCUACCAGGAGCGCACCUACCAGCGCCUGCUCCUAGAGAACCCCAAGUUCCCUGGCAUCCUGGCUCGCCUAGAAGAGUCUCCUGUGUGCCAGCGGCUGCCUCUCACCUCCUUCCUCAUCCUACCCUUCCAGAGGGUCACCCGCCUCAAGAUGCUGGUGGAGAACAUCUUGAAGCGGACGGCACCGGGCUCCCAAGAUGAGGACAUGGCCACCAAAGCCUUCAGUGCACUCAAGGAGCUGGUGCAGGAAUGCAACUCCAGCGUGCAGUCCAUGAAGAGGACUGAGGAGCUCAUCCACCUGAGUAAGAAGAUCCACUUUGAGGGCAAGAUCUUUCCACUGAUCUCACAGGCCCGCUGGCUGGUGCGGCACGGGGAGCUGGUGGAGUUGGCCCCCUUGCCCGCUGCGCCACCCGCCAAGCUGAAGCUGUCCAGCAAGGCCGUGUACCUUCACCUCUUCAAUGACUGUCUGCUACUGUCCCGGAGGAAAGAGCUCGGGAAGUUUGCUGUUUUCGUCCAUGCCAAUAUGGCUGAGCUGCAGGUUCGAGACCUGAGCCUGAAGCUGCAGGGCAUCCCAGGUCACGUAUUCCUGCUCCGGCUGCUGCAUGGGCAGCGUGCCAGGCACCAGCUGCUGUUGAGAGCACGAACUGAAAGUGAGAAGCAACGGUGGAUCUCAGCCUUGCGACCAGCCAGCCCCCAGGAGGACAAGCAGGUCACCUGUGAUGGAGAAGACCGCCCCCAGGUCCAGUGCGUGAGGACCUACAAGGCCCUGCAGCCUGAUGAGUUGACCCUGGAGAAGACAGACAUCCUGGCAGUGAAGACCCGGACCAGUGAUGGCUGGCUGGAGGGUGUGCGCCUCGCUGAUGGUGAGAAGGGGUGGGUACCGCAGGCCCACGUGGAGGAGAUCAGCAGCCUCAGCGCUCGACUUCGAAACCUCCGAGAGAACAAGAGGGUCACCAAUGCUAGCAGCAAGCUGGGGGACCCGCCUGCCUGAUGCUCCCCUGGCACCCAGCUGGGUCUGCUCCUGUGCUGUGGGCUUCUGUGUGUCUGGGGGCUUCUCUGCAGGCGCUGGGUAACAGUUCUGUAAAUACGCCCUGGCUGCCUCUGCUUUGACGUCUGACCCUAGGGCCUUUGCACUGCCUUCUCUGCCUGGAGAGCUCCGCCUAACAUGAGGGUGCUGGCUGUUCUCACUCACACUGGUCCCCAGGUGCCUUGAGGGCAGAGGGGCUGUGUGUCAACCUGGUGCUUCCCCUCCAAGUGGCAAAGUGUCAGAUCCAAGCAGGCGUGAAUAUUAAAGUGACUCCAUGAGUUUU
Molecule: messenger RNA, 2761 nt
Organism: Cricetulus griseus (Chinese hamster)
Lineage: Eukaryota; Metazoa; Chordata; Mammalia; Rodentia; Cricetidae
Source: RefSeq, a predicted model, not a curated record